UAUUAUACAUAGAGAUGGUGCCAGUCAGCCGUCACCGUCAGUCUUUAGCCUGUUUCGUAGCGAUUCUGACGCCUUUUCACCGUGUGAAGUGCCGUGGAAAAUCCACCAUUGCAUUGAUUCUUGUGGAGAGUGGAGAGACAUUGUGUUCGCUUUUGGGUAUCUUAUUUUGAUUAACUUAGUCGUUACGAUUGCACCCGGGAGAUCAGCACUGGUACCUUGAAAUUCGUGGUUCCCGAAGCGCAUUGCAACAAGUGUGUGGAACUCUCGUGGAGUGACUUGCGCACCUUCAGUAACCUUCGACAGCAGCACCAGCAGCAGUCGAGUGUGUCGGGGCAAUUAAAAACAGCUUCGUGUGGUUUUGAUUUGGGAAUUCCGCAGAAUUUCACCGAUUCGAACUCUCGAAGGUUGCACAAAGCUGCGCGGCCACCUUCUGUUUGUAGCAACAAUUUGCCACACGAGAAUAGAGAGAUAGAUAAUUUCCCUCAAAAAGUGCCUGCUAGUGAAGUGAAGUAACUGAGUGUGUAGUACUUGUGGAUGAGCUGGUUAUAAAACAUAACUAUGCUUAGCCCCAUUUUUUCGUGUUGCGCGAGCUGGGUGUGAGUAAGCGAGACGGAAAGCCGCGCGCUUCCGAAGGCUUGAGAGUGUACGCAAUAUAUUACCCCGAGAGACAAGUUUGAGCGAAAAUAAGGCAUUUAUUUUUUUCCAUUCGCUGUUUUUGGAAAUUCGAAAACGAGUUUGCGUGAAUGAGAUAGCGCACUUCGGACCACUACUCGGUGGCACGUUCCGUUAUAUUUUGGCGUGCGGAGAAGCUCUUCUCGGCGGUGGUGGAGCCUUGCGGUGCGACGACAGUUCAGCUUUCGUUCAAGUGUUCAAGAAACUUUUUGGGGAGGAAAACACCCGAAAAAAAUCAUAAAUAAAACAUUCGGAAACAGCGAAGCAGCGAGUGAUUGUGAUUUACGCAACAAUCCAGGUUCGCAUAUUUUCGCAGGUGAUGCUCGCGGGUGGACUCCUUUAUUAGCUAGGCCAGGCUGCAAACGUAUUUCGGACGCACGUAGUAAACAAUCGAGCCGCCUCUCUCUCUCGUGUGUGUGGAGGAAGUUGUGAAUGAAUGAAGAGCCUUCUGUUUGUGGCCAAAAUAGUUGCCUUUAUCGCAAAACGGCGGCCCCUCGACGCGUCCAGACUGCCACAGCCCCAAUAGUUAGGGUGGUUAAGAUAAGGGCCCCAAGCGUACGAUAGUCACCGUCGUCGUUGUGAGAACACUGCUUAUUAUUCAUCGAACAUAGAUUUAGACACCGGGCGCCGCAGCACACACCCCCAUCAUCAUCGCCUUCCAGCAUGUUCAUCUUGUGAGGCGAUAUUUAUUUCUGAACACAAUUACUCAUUACAAUAGAAUAAUCCCGCUGGACGCCAUCGAACGCCGUGAGACAUACUUCACUCCUCCAUGUGUAUGCGGUGCGUGAGCCGGCGGCGAAAAUUACCUGAAACUGUGAUUACAACAAGUGUGGUGCGCCAAGCGCAGGGUAAUUCCCUGAUGCAACACUUUUAAUCAAACGCUAUUUCGUUUGUUCUUGACUUAAGCGCACCCGGAUAGUUGGAGUGUUAGAGCAGCAGCUGCGCUGCUGAGUGCUGGUUCGUUUGGGUUCAAAAGGUGACACCGCUGCCACAUUUCGGGGUUUUGAUGCUUAUACUCACUUUCUAUCGGAGUUCAAAUACGCACGCAAGCAGCAGAGGAGAAAAAAUCAAGUGCAAUUAAAGUUUUGUUGAUGGUCGUAACCAGCAACACAGAUUAAAAGAAGAGAUUUAACGAAUUCUGUGAUUACCAUCUCCGGGGGAGAUCUGUACGCAGUACGCAGGGAACGAAAGAUAAUUUAAAAAAAAAAUCAUAAUAAAAUAAGAGAAGCAUGCUCUAAUGUGUGCGGCCUGAAAAAGUGGGAAAUUGUGUUUGAAGGUUGUACCUUUUAUUUUUUUUUUGGGUUCGUCGGUCGUGUUUAUGUUCGGUGGCGAAAUUCGGUGAAAUUCGGUGAGUGAAAAGAAAAGCCUACGGCACCAUCUGCAUCUAACGGGAGGUCGUCGUUUUUGGGUAGAAGCAUCAUAAAAUUCCAAGCUUGAAGAUCGCGAGUGGAACGAAGAGUGAGCGCGCGCGCUUUGUACUGAAGAGCAAACUCCCAAUCGCACAUAUAUAUACACAGCGAACCUGAACCUUAGUGAGGUAAAACCUUGCCAAGAUACAGCGGCAAGAUGCUAGUUCCGGGACAUGUUGUGUCACUGUAUGUGGCAACGUGUGGCUAUAACGGUGCGGCACUUGGCUCCGACGAGAAGGAGGUUGUUCUGCUGAUUUACGUAAUCAUCGACGUGCAGACAAAUAAUAUCGUUGGCAUCAAGCAGUACUUCGUCCGGCCAUCGAAUCCGCUGCAGGGCCGCGAGCAGCACCAGCAGAACGCACUGCUCGCGCUGAACUCGAGCAACAGCGCCAGCCAGAACAACAUCAGCUCCAGCAACACCUCGCUCGACCAGUCCGUCGGGACGACCUGUUCGUCCUCGUUGUCCACGUCGGCGGUAAAUACCACCUCGUCGGCAUCGCUGUCUUCCACGUCCCCAAAUGCUGCGACCACGGACAGUGCCCUCAGCCAGGAGAUCCCCGCCAUCGAAUCGCUGGUCCAGUCCAACGGUCGGCCGCUGGAGGAAGUGAUCGAACAGUUCGAUGCCUACACACGGUCCCUCCAGAUCGAUCCCCACGGGGCUAGCUUCCGGCUGGUUACCGACGGACAACUCCCAUUGCGACAGUGCCUGCAUCCGGAAGCCAGUGCCAAAGAUAUCCAGUUGCCCGCGUACUACUGGCGGUUUGCCGAUCUGCGGAAGGAGUAUGCCCGCUGCAAGGCUGGUGACCUUGCCCGCGCCCUGGUACCAGUGUCCGACGUGACGAAGCUGCACUCGAUGCCCCGCCUACCGACCCCACCGGCGUCCGUCGCCGAGAUGAUGCUAGAUCUUGAACUUCCAACAUACCAGGACAGUGAAUUUUACGUGAAAGAAGCCCGAGAUAUGGUUACAAUCAUACAACACAUGAUAUCGUUAGGUCAUAAAUUCGAAGCAAAUGAAGUAAUAAAUUUAAGUUUAGAACCUGGAAUAUGCUCAAUCGAUGAUGAAAUUGAUGGUACGUGCAUAGUGCGCGCACGUGGUUUACCCUGGCAGAGCAGCGAUCAGGACAUCGCUCGGUUCUUCCGAGGGCUUAAUGUGGCCAAAGGCGGCGUAGCGCUUUGCUUAUCGCCACAGGGACGCCGUAACGGCGAGGCACUGGUACGGUUCAUCUCGCAGGAGCACCGAGACAUGGCGCUGAAACGACACAAGCACCACAUCGGCAACCGUUACAUCGAGGUAUAUCGAGCAUCCGGGGAUGACUUCCUGGCCGUUGCCGGUGGAGCAUCCAACGAGGCACAAACAUUCCUGUCCAAGGGGGCCCAGGUUAUCAUUCGUAUGCGAGGACUGCCGUACGAUUGUUCGGCGAAGCAAGUGCUGGAGUUCUUCGCCAAUGGGGAAACCAGCUGCACGGUACUGGACGGCUCCGAUGGGAUACUGUUCGUGAAGAAACCCGACGGACGCGCCACCGGGGACGCGUUUGUGCUGUUCGCACAGGAAUCCGAUGCGCCAAAGGCGCUCUCGAAGCACCGCGAGUCGAUCGGCCAGCGGUACAUUGAGUUGUUCCGAUCGACCACGGCUGAGGUUCAGCAGGUUCUGAACCGCUCGAUGGAUCCCAAAACAUACGAACAGUCGCAGCCCCCGCUAAUUGCAGCGUUGCCGCCGUUGCAAAUGCCGUUGCUUCCGCAGCACGUUAUCACUAGUGGGACGGAGAAGAACUGUAUCCGGCUGCGGGGACUCCCGUACGAGGCGAAGGUCGAACACAUCCUGCAUUUCCUGGAGGACUUCGCAAAGCACAUUGUCUACCAGGGAGUGCACCUGGUGUACAACGCUCAGGGUCAGUUUAACGGGGAAGCAUUCAUUCAGAUGGACUCGGAGACGGCUGCUUACCAGUCAGCCCAGCAAAAGCAUCACAAGAACAUGAUGUUCGGCAAGAAACAACGAUACAUCGAAGUGUUUCAGUGCUCCGGCGACGACAUGAACAUGGUGCUGAACGGUGGAUUCCAGCAACCGACGAAUAUUUCGAAGCCAUCGCUACUCUCACCCGGUGGAACCAUCGUUGGUGCUCCGUUCGGAGGAUUCAGCCCAUACGGGCCACCAACUGCGGCUGUGUUGCCUCCGCGAGCUCAUCCCGCUGCUGCCUUCUACCCCCAGCCGAUUCUGUACUGGGGCUACCCGAGUCCGCCAGUAUCACCGACCGCUUAUUACGGAGCGCCGGCUCCGCCUGCGCCACACCAUAUGCCACCCAAUAUGGCACCUCACCAUCAUCACCAACCGGCACUGGUUCCAGUGGACCUGCAGACGUCGGUUUCGAUCACUGGCAACCCUCAGUCCGGAGGUCCGACAAGUAGUGGUGGCCGGGAAUCCCAGCGAUCGUCAACCCCGCAACCCAAAUCACCACUGUCCCCGAUCUCGUCCCAAUUCCCCACCCAGGGAAGCUGCGCUUCCUCACCGCCGACUACACUGACCAUACCGGUUCCCGCAACCCACCACCAAGCGUACCCAACUCCCCUUUCUCCCGUUCCUUUACAGCAACCUCAACCCCAGCAGCCCCUUCAUCAUCAUCACCAUCUCCAUCAUCAGCAGCAACAGCAACAGCAGCAGCAAGGGUUGCUCCCACCGCUCCCAAACUAUGAGCACCGAAUUCACGAGAAACUGGUGUCGUCUCCCGGAAGCAUCCUGACCACGGCCACACCCUCGCUCAUUCCAACACAAUACGUCGAGUUGUUCAUAGUUUAGAUUUGUGUGUUUGUGUGAUGUGAUGUGUUUAUAUGUGGUGUGUGUGUGUGUAAGUGUAUGUACGCGAGACGGAGUGUUCCAUAGAGUAUAUUAUCUGUCCCUCUCUUGAGGGUGUGUAAACUAUUUUAAUGAUUGUAACAGUGUGUACCAGGUGUACAAGUACGUUUUGCGAUUUCUUUCAUAUUUUUUUCAAUAAUGCUCAAUGGUGCUCAAUUCUCCUAGAAUUUUUUUAGUGUUUUCAUAUAUUCGGAAAAUGUGUGAAUAUCAUGCUAGCGAAUAUAUUUCCCUUCAGCCGCAAACUGUUUAUGGAGCGAUAUUUCCAUAUCUUCAUACAACUAAAGCAGGGCAAAUGCAUGAUCCAUCGAAUUAAUGGUAAUCGAAAGAAACUGAUGAGUGAGUACGGCAUAAGAUAGAACAACCCAGUUGGGUAACUUCUUUUUCUAGGUUAGCACUACGUUCCCAGUGGAACCUUUGUCUUCUCAAUGUAGGUAUUACUUACGUAAUUUUUAUUAGAAGUGCUUAGUACUCAGGUUUUUCUUCAAAGCAACGAAAGCACGUCUUUUUCACAUACGAAUACCUAGUAUCAGGGCCCGAAAUCUUCGGAGGUUAAAAAUGAAGACCGACUCUACUCUCAGUAGCUUCGUUUCGACUAGAACUGACACUAAAUCAUACCCGCGUACGCAACCUUAUUUUACGUCCAUAUAAAGAGGAACGUAAACUUGAUUUCUGAUGCAAAAAAAUUAUAGGAGGUUGUGUUCAAGACACGACCGCAUUGUUUACGUAGAACUACGCUGUAGUGUAAUUCAAGUCACUUGUUUACAACUGCGGAUAUUAUUUUAUAAUGCCACGAAAAUUUUGAAAUAAUCUUUCUACCAGUUGGUCGUCCUGAAAUGAUUUUUUGAUUGUAGAAUAAUUUGAUGAUAAUUGCUUGAUGAUUUAUUAUUGUGCUCGCAGAACAAUGCAUGCUCGAGAUAAGCUCAGCUGUCAUCCUUAGUGGAGAAUGGUUUGCUACUGGCAAGCGAAACCAAAUCACAUACAAAAUUCCAGAACGACAUUUACUUUCUUGGUGACUAAAUAAACGAAGUAAACUCUAUCUGCACGCGAACCCAAAUAAAUUUAUGACUUAUUAUAACUUAUUGAAUAACUUAGUAUUCCCCAAAAAACUUUUUGGUGCACAACCUUAACACCUGCUUCACCAUAGCAUCAGUUCAAUGCAUUGAUGCAAUGUCAAAGGAACCAACGAAGCCUUUAUGAUGGCAGAAAACAAACAAUGUUAACUGCUUGGAAAAAGGAUGAAUAUUUGCCUCAGCAGAGAUUCAUUACUAAUACCAUAGCGUAAAUAAUUCCCACCCGCUAUCUCCCCUUCUUGUUUAUAUUUAUCAUUACAAAUGAGGUUCCACCAUAGCGAAGAUGCACUAUUUUUACGUACGGGUUAUGAAGCACGCACAUACGCACACGAAUAUCCAUAUAUCGAUGGCUUGAAGCAACUAAAUAUACACACAAUCAUCUCUGUUUUCGCUCUUCUCAACAGAAGCCCUUUCUGGUAAUAUUGCCAGAACAUUUAUUUUCUUGGUGAGCUGACGAUAGCCUAGCUUGAUGAUUCCCCACACAAUUGUUUAGCUCAAAACAGUGUGAUGCAAUGAUUGCAAUGCCAGAGACAUCAGCGAGUGAGUAAUUUGAUCGCGUCCACAGCUUAGUCCGAAACGAAGACAUGUGAUGGCGCAAAACAAGGAAGAACAAGCGAUGUUCAUUGUUUCGUAUCUAGAACGUUACUGAAAGUUUGCAUUUCCUUUCUUUCCUUGUUGAAUUAAAGAUACUUCAAACUUCUUCAAAUCAUUCGUCUCUAGCCUUCAAACAGGCUCAUUCCUCAUAUUACUCCUCCACCACCAUUGAGAAAACCAUCCGAUCCCUCACCGUCUAACUCACCCAGCAACGGUGUUAUCCAGUCGGUGUCCUCACGAAGAAUGAAGUUUGCCUCAGCGAGAUCCACUGUUUAUACUCUAGGCAAAUAUUCCCCUUCAUUCUUCUUCUUUUCUUUUGUUCACGGAGACUCUACAUCUUACGAUUUCCUCUUCGUUGCUCGACGUUAAAAUGCUCGUUAUCGACGGCUCUGUUCGGGAAAGCACACAAAUGGACAGAAUAAAUGUAUGAGGAAAUGGGAAUGCUUCCAAUUUUCAUCAAUUUAAACCAUAUACAGACUAUGGGAUUGUAAUUUAUAGCAUAUCGAACAAAUCUUAGGGAUUUUCCGAUUCGUUUGGUAUGUAAAUCGCCAGAAUUCGUUCACGGCAAAAAUAGUUAUUAACGUUAUCUUUAUUUCAUAAAAACGUGACUUGUUUUCUGAUUUGGCACCCUUAAUGAAAGACGUAGUUCUACGUCAAAAGUAGUUACCCCAUCAAUGGACGGUUUCUUGUCUACCCAUCGUGAACUCAAACCCACGAACUUAGACAUUUAUCAAGUAUGCUAUAAAGGUCCUCGCGUUAGUGUUAGUAAAUAGCGAGCAAAAUAGCGCACACACACUGCACGCUAUUGUAUACGUGUGAAUAAUUUUCGUGCACGAUGCAAAAAAAAUCUAGCUCACCUGUAAUGUAUGUCAAACCACGUUGAACACAAACAUCGAUGCAUGCAUACAUGAUGCAUGGGAGAGAGAGGAACGAAUUCGUUUCGAGGGAAGUCACUUCAAAAUGCAAGAAAGACAAUUUGACUGAGAAGAACGAAAUGUAUAGUGUAAAAAAUGUAAAAAAUAUAGUCGAGUCGGUAGAGGGAGAUAGCGACUAAACGCCCGACUGACUGUUCAGCCGUUUCGGCGGAGAAACUGCAUGAAGAAGCCAAAAGUCAUUUCCGACUGAAUACGGAUAUAGUCAGUCGGAUAGUCAGCUAACAAUCCUCAGUUGGCUAUGACUAUGCCGAACCCUGCCUAGUAUAUAAAUAGUUUCUGUCAGUCGUUUGAAAAUUACUAACCCAAGAACAAUAUGAGAUGAAAAGAAAAAAAUUAUAUUGAAGGUAUAAAAAGUCACAGGAGGGUUGUGUCCGAGACACGUCCGCAUAGUUACCGUAGGAUUCCGUUAGGCUAUUGCUAUUGCAUGCUGAUUUUGGAUAUGUUUGGAAAAUUACAUCGUUCAGCUCUUCGAUAAUGAUUUUGUGGCCCUGAAAAGGGCCGUUUUAUUUGGUCGUAUCUUGGAUUUUGAUUUUUCAGAACGCGUUAUUUUCGUUCGGAUAUAGAUAAAGAAAAAUGUAUUAAAACAAUAAAUUGAUUGGUUCCUACGUAGGAUUAGUACAAAUUUUGGUGUGCUCCACAAGGUCUCAUUUUUUUCAGGAUUCGGACGAUGAUUUUUUGGUGCAGUCUUCGUUACAGGUCUGACGAUUACUUUCGAUGGUGCAGUUUUUAUGGUUGUUCCACUCCAUCUCUUCCCUAAUGUGGCUUAGUGAUCCUCCCAACCAGCCAUUUCAAAGUGCGUUGUCUGUAUUUCAAAGUGCGCUGUCUGCUUCAUGAAUGUCAGUAGUAGUCAAGGUCUCGAAUGGGUUCAUUACGAUCUUCCUAGCAGAAGCCUCCACGGCACGGAUAUAUCGCAUCCAGUAUGCAAUAGUAUGACGAAGCUUACUGGAGCAAAGUAGUACUUCACCACAUAACUCCAGACGUGCGAUGUUUCGUUGUUUAGCCAAAGGUGCAACCUUGUCCCUGGAUGUCAGCAAUAGGACACGGACAGCCCCAACGAAUUUUGAUCGGACGUAGAUGCAUACUCCGUACGUAUUUUUUGAGAUAUCGAAACAUAAGUGGAGCUGGAUUGAGGUUGCGGUUACCCAACGUGGGAUUUGAGGAGAAGCGAUCGUAUCUAGCGUAUUUUUGGAGCUUCUUCCACUUGGACUACAAACAUAGAAAUUCCCACUCAUGGGACUCUACGGAUUUGGUAAAACAUUAACAUCCUGACGUAUUUAGUCAAGCAAGAUCGUGAUUCAUUUUGUGAAAUACUGCUGAAAGACCUCUAUAGAUCUACUUGAUGGCCUUGUUCAUUUUAACGGACGAUGAACUUUGUGAACUGUACCAAAGUGGUAUUUGUCGAACGCUUGGGCAUUAAACCAGGACUAUUGACGGAAUGCCGGAACUCCUUGAUCUUUUUAGUUGACUUCCGACUGAGAUAAUCAUUUCUUUGAUAAUAGAAAACGGCCCACUUGAAAUGGCCCAGGAAGGAACUUUGCAAGACUUUGCAAGUCGCUACGUCCUGACUGCUGAAAACGCUGUCGAACUGUGUGCGAAGUCUAUUAUCUCCGUGAUGGUGACAGCUUCCACAUCACCGUUGGUCAUGUUUGAGGGAAGCUCUGUUUCAUUCCUUUGAGUAUUCACGUGUUGCCAGAACCCGUGAACCCGGUAAUUUCAGACGGCGUAGAAGCUGUGUUUGAUGUUCUUGAUGCGGCUGAUCGUUUAAUCAUCUGUAGUUCGAAUUGGCCUUGGAUUAACGCAUUUUCGUAGAGCCAGUAUGAAAUUUGGCAUGUUUCAGGAGGGGUGUCCUUUUCCGCUUUUUCGAACGCUUAAGCUCAUAGUUCGACCAGGCAGGUUUAAUAGGUUUACGUUUAGUUCGCAUAGAUAUGCGACGUGAACAACGCGCUUGGCCAGUGUCGGACUGAUCUGCCAUGUCUCGUGUUGUGUCGCUACUGUUGUUCCGCAAGACCCAUUCCAUGAGGUUAUACACCAAAAAACCCAUAUUUAGAGUGUGAAUAAUUAUUGGUCGACUGUUCAUUUCAUGAUGUCCAUUAUCCCUUUCCGGUACAACAUCGAGUCUCACUCGUGGUGUACUUGCAUAACAAAGGGCGCUAGAACGUUCAGCAGAGUAGUGAAAUCACUUGAUGUGCAACGUAUUAAAUAAUUGACACAGGUUAAUUAAACACAGGGGUUAAUGACACAGCACAUACGUCUCCAUCAGGGCUUCGAAAUAUUGAGCUUGUUAAGUAAUAUUGAAAAUAUAUUUUUAUCAGUGUAACGCGUUUAUUUUGCUUGUCGAUGCUGCUGUCACUUACUCGACGUCAAACAAAUUUACAACUGUGUUCAUUCAUAUUCAUUCUGUGCUAUCUGAGCUUUCAUUAAAGUUCGAGUCAUGAGAAUUCAUUCCCAUUUAUUCAUUGCCAUUGAAUUGUCAGGAAUGUUGCGACUGUUCAUUUUCCAUGUCCCGAUAAGUGUGUGAUUUUCUCAUUGAUCACAUUGCAAGAUCUGCACGUACACACACACAGUUAAGGAUUGCAUAGGCUUGGACGGCAAGGAAGCAUUCUGCAGAAUCGAUCCGAGUAGCGAAUGUAAACUUCGCCAGCCAAAGCUGAAUAUUGAUUUUGAUCCGUUUGCAAAAGAAAGCUCGGAAUAUUCCCAUUGCGGUCGUGUCUUGGACACCACCAUUUUAUGUUCGUGAAGCAUGUCUGACAAGUGGAACUGGAAUUGCAUAUUCACUAUGUAAAAUGAAAGCAUUUUAACUGAGACGGAGACCUUGCAUGAUUCCACAAUUUAAUUUCAUGUCACUAUUAUGAGCAUUCUGUACUCCGCUAUUUUCCUCAACGAAUUUCUCCGUUUCGUCAGUGUCCUAGAACGAUGUUAAUAGUGAAUGAACUGGUAUAUUAAUAUCAAUGAAUGACAAAACUAGGGAUAUUUCCUUUGGAUCACAUUCCGUGAACGCAGAGCAGAACGAAAAAGAGAAUGAACGAAACUGGAUGAAUCAACAGUGGGUGGCUUGCUGUGAUUGUGAGGUUUGGCGUUGGUUCAGGAAAGGCGGAAAGAUGUUUGCAUCAAUUGAUAGGAAAUAUUUCUACGCGUCUACACAAUUAAUAAAAUAUUAUCUUUCAUGAGAUAAACAAUUGAAUAACUGUAAAAUGUUACGCGUUAUCUAAACGUUCUUCAUUCUGUUUCGAGCUCUGUGUGUAUGUGUGUUAAAUCAACAUUUGCUAGCUCGCUCGCAAUUUUGGUUUCAUUCCAUACUAUUUUUGUUUUUAAGAGGGUUUAAACUUCUUCAGUUUAUUCACCUCUAGCCCUGAGAAGGGCCCUUGUGGAAAGAAACUCUACUCCGUCCUUCCCUUUCACCUGGCUGAGAAAGACGAUCCACUCCCACUCGACGCUCGCCGGCAACGACGUUGGUGUGGUUUCUCUUCUUCUUCUUCUUUAUUUAAUUAAAGAGACUUUAAACUUUUCAGUUCAUUCGUCUCUAGUCUUCAAAAAGACCCUUGAGAAACCUUCCUACUCGUUCACCUCUAUUGCAUUGAGAAGGGCACUCGAUCCCUCGCCGUCCAGCUCGCCCAGCAACGGUGUUGUCCAGUCGGUGCCCUCACGAGGAACGAAUGGUGUGGUUUCAAAUCGUGGAUGGCUUAUUUAUACCAAAUAAGUUGAAAACGAGCUGAAACGAAUGUUUCCGUUGCUCGCUUUUGAUGGGACGGGUAGGUAAGCACAAAAAUCGACAGAACGAAUGUAUAGGAAAAUGGGAAUGCUUCCAGUUUUCAUCAGUUUAAACUGUUUAAGGAUUGGGGAAUUGUACUGUAUAGCAUAUCAAACAAAUCUUAGAGAAUUUCCGAUUCGCUUGGUAUGCUAAUCAUCAGAAUUCGCUCACUAGGAAAUAAAAUAGCUAUAUUUCAAACGUGACCUGUUUUCUGAUUUGGCACCCUUCCUGAAAGACGUAGUUCUACGUCAAAACUUAAUUCAUCACUCAUUUGACACUGAGAGAGAGGAGCCAGCUCGCGUUUGUUGUGAUGGCCCUUAUGUCAGCGCGAACCAGUCACGGUGAACCAAGGGGAAGUAUUGAAAUAUGUAGAAAAUUUUAACAUAACAUUUUAUUGCAAGAAAUUUUAUGUGAAAAUGAUUUUGACGUCGGACUACAUCUUUCAUUUCUAUACUGGGGUGUAAGUUCAAAGCUUUAAGAACGAGAGCGUUACAUUAGAGAAACAGGAUUUCGAGCAUUGUUAGUUGAUAGAAAUGGUAUGUUAACCGCUUCAUUCGAAAGAUAGAAUGUCUAAUGUUUGUUAGUUAUUGAUCCAAAAACUAGUUUCAAUAGCUCAAAAAUUGCUUUGAAAGCAAGCUAUUGAAAUCACAAAAAUCUGUAUAAGCAGGUGCCAGCUUGGAAAUCCACUCAAUUAUGAUUGUAUAGCGAAUGGAUCAUGUUAUCGCUGAUCAAGAUUGAUAUGGUGAAGCUAAUUAUAUCACACCUUUUAGUUUUGUGGACGAGACUGAUUGGUUCACCUUCACUGUCUGUUCGGGCGGUUUGAGGAAAACCUGCAGACAACAAUGGUCACACACUUACUAGAAAUAAACUAUCAAUUUUUAGGUUAAAAGUUCUCUAUAUUUCUCUGGUAUUCUUCGCUUAUAUUUUCACGUUAGGACGUGUUCGCUCUGACUGUUUGGAAAGGAAUGAUUUCACUUCGUUACGCUGCUGUACUUCAUUGCCCACUGAUGGGCUGAUGCGCAGUGGGGAUGACGUGACGUGCGUUGAUGUUGCUGUUGUUAUUGUUUUAGUGCUUUUUCUCUAUGUGGUUCGUUUCUGCUUCGGUAGGAUUAUUUUGGAAUUUUGUCGUUUGUAUCAUGGUCGAAUAGAAUGUGAAACUGAAUAUCGUGCGCAGACUGUGCACUGGUUUUGUAGAAAAUGGGUUUGUGGCUACUUAUAAAUUUCAUCAUUUGUGGCUCUCAAUAGGCGGAUUUAUAAUACAUGAAUCUUACUUCCGUUGAAAACGGAACACUAUCGGUCAAUUUGAUUGGACAUUCAGUGCUUCUACUGCCUUGAUAAGCGACCUGCAUGCCAAAUUUGAAAUUUGAAUAUGAAUUUGUCACCAGCGAUGAGCAAGAAAGGAAAAAGACGUCGAGAGACUGGCAGUAUAACUCUCAUUUUCUUCCGAAUCGUGAUCACUGCCUAUGCAAACAGUUGGUACUGCAUCCUUUUUAGUCAACCUAUUAUUAUUUUCAUCGGACACAAAAAAAACUUUCCUCAAAAUGCACCUGGUAGAAACUAAUAAUAAUAAAAUAAUAUAUUCCACAUACGCUGCACAUUGCGUCGGGUAAAGGGUAAUAUCGGGGUCAUAACCGGAGGGACGUAGGACUACGCCAAAGGUUGUCAAAAAUAGAAAUAUUGGUUUAUUUUCAUUUGUUCGAAUUUAGGUCAAGUUAUUUCACUUCAGAAAAACAAGCUCAAAAUACGUAAUUCAUUGUUUCAUAUUUAUAUACAGUGCAGAUGUAAUGUAGACAAACUAAACGCGCAAACCAUUAUCAAAGCAGUGAAGCAAUAAAACAUCCGAGUAAACCUUCACCUUCAACAUUAGCAUGUUGAUUGUUUGGUGCCAAGAGCAAAACUUCAUCUCAAAUGCUGUGAAAAACAUCGUUUCCAAAUUAAUAAUCCACAAAUUUGUGUCUGCACCACCUUUCGCUGAACAGCUACAGUAAUCCGAACCGAACCGGUAAUGUUUUGACAGCGUAGUGAUAGCAACCGCCGCAAAACGAAACAUUCGAAACACCUUUUGUUUUCAAUCGAAGAAAACGGCUCUCGCCGCUGGAAAAUGCCUUCUUCACGCCCAGCUUGACUUUUAAUCCGGGAACCAUGAAUGAAUUCGCGAAAACUAAAUGAACGAUCGGAAAAAGUUACAAAUGAGCCGAAAACACCCAUAAAUUCACGCAAGAUCUCAUCCGGCAAAGGAAUCAUAAAAAUUUGUUUGCUUAUUAUUUCGGAUAUUGUUUUAGAAAUCAUCGAAAUAAUUCUUCAGGACAACUAUAUCGAAAUAGUCAGAAGUAAAAGAAACUUGUUUGAGUGGGCCGAUGCUGCUGGAAGCCAUGAUGUGGGCUGACCUAGUACAUCUUUCAUUGUAUCCCACAUGAUCAGUGUUCAAAUUUUCGUUUUCCCCCCAUAUAUUCCUGUUAGACGUAGUCCUACGUCAAAAACCAAAUCGAGGAUAAAAACGCACAAAUGUACUCACAAACAAAGAUUCACGUCAAGUUUGAACACUUUUCUCAUAGAUGAAUGACAACAACUUGCUUGAUUGAAAUUGUCCGAUUUGAAUUUUCUUGAUGAGAAAGCGCAAAAAGAAUAAGAAAAAAACAAACUAUCUGUCAUUCAGCUGGCUCCUCUCUCUCAGAUUUGACAUUUAAUGAUGACACUACAAAAUUACGUAAAUGCCAUAUCUUUAUACUAUACGCAUUGCAUAGGUGCGAAACUUGGUUUUCUCGAAACCACAAUCCAUACUUGUACAUCUGGUAAACUUAUAUACUGUUCAGUUUCGUUUUUUCCCUUCGAUACGAGCGGUGUAGUGAACAGCAACAAAUUUUCCUAACUAUAAGAGCCUUAUCUAAAGUGUGAACGAAAGACUAACCCUAACCCUCUUCGAAGAAAAAAAAAAUGAAUAAUCCACCAACGAUUCACAAAACGCAUUGCAUUGCGUACCUAAUCCAAGACAUACAUAUCAAAGUUUAUAACCAAGUUUAAUCCCACUAUAAAACUUAAGUACAAUAGAGAGUAUAAAAACGUAUACUUCAGAGAGACGUAGAUAUAUAAUAUAUUUUAUUGUAGUUUAAGCCCAGAUCAUAUAUUGAUAGCAUAAUGAGUACCAGUCUAGUUAACGUGUGAAAAGUUAGAGCGCGCGCGUAGAAAAGGACAAGUGAAAUAUAUGUUACCUUUAUCGAAGGCGUUGAAGACAUCUAGGAAUUAGAGUUUAAGAAAGAACGAUAUUUGCUCAAAACUUGACCAAGUCUCGCUGCGUUUGCACGGUCAAACACGUGCGUGCUCUGGUAGUUAUUUUUUACCUGUUAGGAAUCUAUAAACUGUUAAGUUUGUUUUUUGUUUCGUUUUAUGUCAUGAAUUUAUGCUUUGAUAAAUUGUGUAUUUUCGAACGAUUUUUUUUUGUUUUCAAAUUUUAAAAAACAACAAGCAACAAAUUUCACGACAUGUCUUCCAAAUGUUAAAUAGACUAGUUUUCGCAUUGAAGCAAAACACAACAUUCUUACCUAAUUUAUAUCCUAAUUUUAAGAGAACCUCCACCAAGAGGAGACACGUCAACGUUAGUAAAUUAUCAUCGAAACAAAUAAUUCAUAAGCACACAUGCAUCCGCUCAAACACAUUGUCAAGCGUCUUUCAAAACUCUAUGUGUGCAAAUCUAGAAGAAAUCUCGAAUCGAAGGUGCUUCAUAAACUACUACCAUCAUUGAUAUCAUCUUUGGCGAAACAAUUAACCAGAGCGAUGUAACAAAACAAAAAAAAAAAGAAUAGCAAAUAGCAAAGAUAAUUAUUUGAUUUAUUUUAUAUUGUUUUCACCCAUUGAAGCCAACGCGUUUGAACUGUGCUGCAAUCAUUUGCUCAACAUUAUCUAGCCUAUAGUUUACACUCUAUCAAUGGUGUGACAAAAUAAGCUUAGCUAUAUAAUUAAAACGAAGUUAAACGAAGGAAAAUACUACCUAAGGAUUUCAAAGCAAUACGACGACGACGAUUCCUAGCUAGCAGAAUGGAUAGAUGCAAAAUUGUUACUUAAUUGUGUUGAAAUAUCGAUUCAAAAUGUUUAUAGGAGAACACGUUUCAAACGUAUAACGAUUUGUUAUUUGUUGCAUCGAAGCGAAACGUGUGUAGGGAAAGAGAAUAGAAAGAAUAGAAUCGGAAGUGAAACGGAAGUAGAUAAACGUUCCAAUACGUGCAAUGUGCGCUCAAGGUA
Toxorhynchites rutilus septentrionalis is the source of this 15512-nucleotide messenger RNA. It is a transcript of the gene fus, whose product is annotated as RNA-binding protein fusilli. The transcript is spliced from 14 exons. The record is from RefSeq and is a predicted model, not a curated record. The coding region runs from base 2239 to 4872 and encodes 877 amino acids. Gene Ontology annotation, biological process: regulation of RNA splicing. Lineage: Eukaryota; Metazoa; Arthropoda; Insecta; Diptera; Culicidae. Gene Ontology annotation, molecular function: mRNA binding. Gene Ontology annotation, cellular component: nucleoplasm; ribonucleoprotein complex.